Molecule: messenger RNA, 2504 nt
Organism: Owenia fusiformis
Lineage: Eukaryota; Metazoa; Annelida; Polychaeta; Sabellida; Oweniidae
Source: the annotation of a GenBank genome assembly
GCAUAAACCACUAUUAACUACAGUGAGGCAGUGAAACUAUCAACGGAGAAAAGUGAAAAGGAAAACGGAAAUCAAGAGUAACUACAUGCUACACAGGCAAUAUAUUGGUUAAGAAGAGACUUUCAAAAAGCCAUUGGUAAAAACAAAGGAAUUCAAUUAGAUCAAAAAUAGCAGAGAGAUAUCAACCACUAAUGAAAAUCUACUGAUUCGAUGUAACAAUCCACAAAUACAUUGAAGGCAACUCUAUGAGGCAGAUGGUACAUUUCAGUAUAAGUAUAAGGUAAACGGAAGUUAGACUGCGACAGAUUGCUAAUGACACAUAGAUCUUGAAAGAAUAUGUGUAAACUACAGUGACAUUAGCACAUGGAAAACAUGUGACAUUAACAUAAGUGAUGUUGACUACAACCAUAAUAGAAACACAAUAGCUGCCACUUGUCACAUCUAAUAAGAAUAAGUAUGUGGAGAAAGGAAGUUUGAAUGAAAAGCACAUGGUGUACAUGUGUUUUCCUGCGUUAUUACAAUUGUGUAUAAAUAAUAGUAUAAAUAUUACUUCUCAAUGAAACUGAAGGGCAUUCUGAUAUAUGAAGUGACUCUAACUACACAGAAACAGAAAAUUAAUUAAAACCAAUGGAUGUAUGAAAGUGUCAUACGAGAGACAUGGACAAUUAAAUGAACACAAAUUUGAACCGAACAACAAUUCAAAAUGAGUAGGGGCGAGGAGGAAUUUGAACUUGAAUUUAAUAACAAUUUAACACAAUUCCACAAUUUUCACAAAAGUGCCAUUUAUAAGGCAAUUAAGUCGCACAAUCACACUGCUGUGUUGGAGGCCAUUAAAACAGGUGAAGAUGUCAAUAAAAAAGAUGAAGAAUUCAACCAAGGUUUCAUUCAUCUGAUAACAUUUGAGGCUGACCAAACCAAUGAACAUGACUUUGUGCCAAUGGUUUACCAAUUGGCUGAUGCUGGGAUAGAUCUAAGCUUAAAAGACUAUAAAGGACAGACAGCACUGCGAUUCUCAAUUGAGAAGCUGCUAUUGGAACUUAUGAUUGCAUUGUUGCGAUGUGGCGCAAGUCCUGUCGAUGAUAACUAUAAGGCAAUAAUUGAAGAUUCAACUGGACCAUUUCAAAUUGAAAUAUUACAUUGGUUCAUGAAGUUUCAUCCAGGACUUUGGGAAUCUGUGAGUAGAAAUAAUGGCACACUAGUCGCAAGCCUUAUCCAAUCAUGGUGCAAGAUUGAGACGUCACAAAACGAUGAGACUUUGAUCAAUUUGGCAAAAAGAAAAUCGAUAAAAGCCAGCAAAUUUGACAUUGUAACUAUCAGUGCUAAAGUUGUGAAAACAUUAGAAAAGAACGUUCACAGCAAUUGUUUCAUUCAUGCUACAUUAGCAGGGGAUGUUGACAAAAUGUAUGCACUCUUAAUGGACCAAUCACUUGACUUAGAUUCCAUUACAAAGGACAUAUCAUACCAAUCACAAUGGAAUAAACCAGUCAAGCCACAGUCACUGUAUGAAGCAGCUAGGGAUCUAGGUCACAGUCAGGACGUGCUUGACAUUUUACCAAAACCUGAACAGACAAUAAUGUGCGAUGAUGAAUACAACAAGAAUGAACAACUUGUUCAGAGUGAUGAACACAAUAAUGAAUGCAACAAUGAAUAUAACGACAUUAUUCCACGUAGACGUCUCAGUGAAGGAGAAUCCUCAAAUGCAGAAUCUAGAAUGUGUACCUUUCUGUAACAAUUUCCCAUAACGACAUUUUGUGAUAUUAAUAGAUGACUUGCUAUAUAAAUGAACGAAAUCGAUGUCAAUACAAUACAAUACAAUUACAUAAUAUAGAAUGACAAUGUAGUUAGAAAACUGACAAAAGUUACUUCAUUCCUUGAUUUAUCAAAAUACUUCCAGAUGGGUAUUAGAAUUAAGCAACUUAAAAUAUUAACAUUGUGUCAAUGGGAAUUUAGCCUGAUCUUAAAAAUUCAUUGAGAUUUAAAAGCUAUGUAACAAAUCUUAUAUUGUGGAUGAUUUUAUGUACCAAGACUUUGUAUCAAUACUAUGAAUGAGGUUGGUAGCCUGAAAUCAAAGGCUAGAAAACAAGACAUAAGUGCAAAUCAUCAAAUCACCCACAAUUCAUUGAAUCUUGUGCUUAAUUCUUUUCACACAUUGUUAAAGAUUUUGUAAAGUAUCACUAAAAGAAUGAAAUUCAACGAGAAACUUUUAAGCAAGGGUUUUGCAAGGUUUGGCCUAAUGACAUUUUGACCUGCUUACACCCACCUUGUAAUUUAUGAUGCUACUUAUACAUGAUCUUAUGAAAUUGAUGAGGGUAGUGUGUGAAUUUGAUUUAAUAGAUAAUGCCUUAAGCCUAGUAAUAGAACUAACUUUUAUAGAUGGUAUUAUGACAUUGUCAAGGAAGGAAGCCCUUCCAUAAAUUUAUAUGAAAUCUGUUAUGUAGUUUUUAAAUAAAAUAUAAAUUGAAAGAUAGGGAGUCAAAUCGACUUGGCUUUAGUGACAAAAAUAA